AUGGUCGAUCCGAGCAAGAUGACGGUCGCUCAGCUGAAGGAGGAGCUGGAUGCUCGCGGGCUGUCCACCACGGGCAAGAAGGAAGAGUUGAAAGAGAGGCUCAUCGAAGCACUCGACGCGAACGAGGAAGAGGAUGAGGAGGAGGAGGAGGACAUCGGACCGCACUAUAAGGAGUGGGACGAUAAGAAAGCAGAGGUGUGUGCCCGCUUGGGCAUGCCCAGGCAAUCCCCGUGCCUUAUCAUCCGCAGUUACGGCGAAGACAGAUCCGACUCGGAAGACGAAAGCCCCCCAACCGCCGACGAGGUGGCCAAGAUAAGGGUCAUCCUGGGCACCGACGCGCGCAUGAAGGCUACCGACCGCGCGAUGAAGUUUGCCCAGGGCCAAUCUCCCGGAGGGUACGGCUCGGACAGCGACGUGAUGGACAGCGACGACGACUACGACGAAGGCUUUUUCUGCUUCACGACGGCGAACAGCAAUGCCGUCGUCAUGGGCCUGGAGGCCCAAAUCAACAAGGCGACCGACGCUAAAAAGCCCAAAUCUACACAGUUCGACGAGCUCUCCAUGCUCACGUAUGCCAUCCACUACAACAACAUGUGGUUCAACGACAACGAGUUUUGGGAAGAGGGCGACUUGGUGGAGUCCUCGUGCGAGAAGCUCGCGGCGGCGUGGAAGAAGCUCCUCGCGCACUCCGACGAGGAGCUCGGCAUCGACCCGGAGAUUCGCGGGGUAUCGGGGUGA
Messenger RNA from Micromonas commoda, 738 nucleotides. RefSeq lists its product with no specific name. Gene Ontology annotation, biological process: poly(A)+ mRNA export from nucleus. The transcript is spliced from 2 exons. NCBI's taxonomy places the organism in Eukaryota, Viridiplantae, Chlorophyta, Mamiellophyceae, Mamiellales, Mamiellaceae. The coding region runs from base 1 to 738 and encodes 245 amino acids. Gene Ontology annotation, cellular component: nucleus. The record is from RefSeq and is a predicted model, not a curated record.